Culex pipiens pallens (northern house mosquito) is the source of this 1470-nucleotide messenger RNA. RefSeq lists its product as uncharacterized. The coding region runs from base 1 to 1470 and encodes 489 amino acids. The transcript has 4 exons. The record is from RefSeq and is a predicted model, not a curated record. Lineage: Eukaryota; Metazoa; Arthropoda; Insecta; Diptera; Culicidae.
AUGACUCAAGUAGCUUUAGCGACAGUCGUUGUUCUAAUCGCAUCAGUCCACUGUUCUUAUGGGCAGAAACUGACUGACGAGCUUGGUCGUGCUACCAACUUCCUUAUUCCUGCGUCCUGCGCAGAUCCUCCGUUGAAGCAACUUUUCACUGGAGUGCACGAGAUUCAACCAUCGCCUGGAUUUGGCUCAAAGAUCGAAGUGUUGUGCGAUCAAAAGUACGACAAGGGAGGUUGGAUCGUGAUCCAGAACCGUUUGGACGGAUCGGUUUACUUCGAGCGAGAAUGGGCCGAAUACAAGAAUGGUUUUGGAAACCUGAAGGGAGAGUUCUGGCUGGGACUGGACAAGAUCCACGAGAUCACCUACUCGAAGAAGUACGAACUGGUCAUUCUGUUGACGGAUUGGAGUGACACCGUUAAAUAUGCCAAGUACGCAGAGUUCAGGAUGGCUGGUGAAGCGGAGUCGUAUGCUAUCAAGAAGCUGGGCACCUUCAGCGGCGAUACUACGGAUGCGAUGAUGAUGAUCCAGGGAACAAAGUUCAGUACUGUUGACAAAAAUAACGAACUAAUGGGUGAGGGCACGUGCGUUACAACGCGCAGAGGUGGAUGGUGGUACAUCGACAUGACCUGCGGUGACAGCAAUCUGAACGGUCUCUACCAAAACGGUGGUACUGGUGGAGUUGAUCUGGAAGUGAACUUCUGGACGCCGAUCCAGGGUACAAACUACGGACUCAAGGCGACUAGAAUGAUGAUUCUCCACUGUUCUUAUGGGCAGAAUCUGACUGACGAGCUUACUCGCGCUACCAACUUCCUUAUUCCUGCGUCCUGCGCUGAUCCUCCGUUGAAGCAGCUUUUCACUGGAGUGCACGAGAUUCAACCAUCGCCCGGAUUCGGCUCAAAGAUCGAAGUGUUGUGCGAUCAAAAGUACGACAAGGGAGGUUGGAUUGUGAUCCAGAACCGUUUGGAUGGAUCGGUUUACUUCGAGCGAGAAUGGGCCGAAUACAAGAAUGGUUUUGGAAACCUGAAGGGAGAGUUCUGGCUGGGACUGGACAAGAUCCACGAGAUCACCUACUCGAAGAAGUACGAACUGGUCAUUCUGUUGACGGAUUGGAGUGACAACGUUAAAUAUGCCAAGUACGCAGAGUUUAGGGUGGCUGGUGAGGCGGAGUCGUAUGCUAUUAAAAAGCUGGGCACCUUCAGCGGCGAUACUGAUGAUGCGAUGUUGAUGAUCCAGGGAACAAAGUUUAGUACUGUUGACAAAAUCAACGAACUAAUGGGUGAGGGCACGUGCACUACAUCAAACAAGGGUGGAUGGUGGUACAUCGAUAUGACCUGCGGUGACAGCAAUCUGAACGGUCUGUACCAAAAUGGUGGCACUGGUGGAACUGAUUUGGAAGUGAACUUCUGGACGCCGAUCCAGGGUACAGACUACGGACUCAAGGCGACUAGAAUGAUGAUUCGUCCAACGAAAUAA